AUGGGGUCGUGGGUUUCAACAAUGGAGCACACCACCAAAUGCUCAACAAUGGGGCACACCACCAAAUGCUCAACAAUGGGGCACAACACCAAAUGCUCAACAAUGGGGCACACCACCAAAUUUUCAACAAUGGAGCACACCAACAAAUACUUCACAAUGGGAAGCACAACAAAAUACCCAACAGUGGAGUUCACCGCCAAUGGCUCCACGAUGGGGAACACCUCCAAAUGGUCAACAAUGAGUUCGCCACCGAUUGCUCCACAAUGGGGAUCAUCAUCACAUUCUCAACAGUGGGGUUCGUCGCCAAAUUCUUCACAAUGGAUCCCUCCAAUGAAUAUAUUCAACAUGGAUUCCCAAAGGAAACUCAAUAUGAAACAACAAGAACUUCACCUCAAAGAGUUUCAGCGGAAGUUUUGA
This is a messenger RNA of Microthlaspi erraticum, 417 nucleotides long. The record is from the annotation of a GenBank genome assembly. NCBI's taxonomy places the organism in Eukaryota, Viridiplantae, Streptophyta, Magnoliopsida, Brassicales, Brassicaceae.